AUGACUCCGAAGAAUACACCUCAGCCCAAGAAGGCCCCUACAAAGCGGAGACGGGAAACGGCAAGCUUUGAUAAGAACCACGAGUUCCUACUGCACUGCCUUACUCUGUCAGAUGCUCGAAUCAACUAUGCUGCCGUUGCCGAAUGUGAGGGAAUCACGGUGCAACAGGCACGCUGGCGCUUUUGGUCGCUCAAGACAAAUAUAAGCAGCCAGGGAAAUGCUACUUCUGGUGCAGACUCUCAAACUAAGAAGAAGGGUCGGGCAAAGAAGGAUAAGCAGGAGGGAAACGAUACUAAGGAGAAUAAUUAA
Penicillium verrucosum is the source of this 309-nucleotide messenger RNA. RefSeq lists its product as uncharacterized. The coding region runs from base 1 to 309 and encodes 102 amino acids. NCBI's taxonomy places the organism in Eukaryota, Fungi, Ascomycota, Eurotiomycetes, Eurotiales, Aspergillaceae. The transcript is spliced from 2 exons. The record is from RefSeq and is a predicted model, not a curated record.